AUGGAACGGCUAUUCAGAAACUACACUGAAGAGAUCCUCCCGCGAUUCCCCUGUUUCUCGGAGGCAGAGCUAGCCUACCAGUUUAACCACACAUGCAUCAACAGCGCUGAACCGGGGCUUUCCCGCGUUCAAGAUGCCCUUUCUCGAUUCGUCAUCUCGAUGAUCAUGGCAAUUAGUGCCCUCAACUCAAAAAACCAAGACUUUCGUAAAGUCGCGGCUCUCAGUGAGGCUCUACACGCGGACGCCAUGAAGUACGUCGACGAGUUGCUGCGUGAAUGUUCCAUCUCGGCUUUACAGUGUCUGAUACUGCUUAUACAACUUGCGCUGUUGCUACCUCAAACUUCCAAUCUAUGGUAUCUCACCGGAGAGGCUAUGCGCAUGGCUGUAAACCUUGGACUGCAUCAAGAGCCAGAACCACGCAUCUUUAGAGAUAGAGCACACGCGGAGCAGCGCCGACGCAUCUUUUGGGUUGUCUACCAGCUCGACAGAAUCGUCUCCAUCUCUGGAGGAUGUCCAGUUGCCUUGAGUGAUGAGCACAUUACAACCAGGCUUCCCUACGACUUCGGCGACUUGUCUGACUUGGCAGAAAGGGCCGAUUCAAAGCGAGUCAGCAACCCAAAAGAGCGGCAGUUCCUCCUUGACCUCCAAGUCUGCAUCAUGAAAUCCGAGAUCCAGGCAACUCAAUUCUUCGACCGCCCUGUUCCAAAUCAAUCGGGUUCCCACGACGAUUGGAUCGAGCAGAUGAAUAUUAGAACACAACGCCUCUCUCAUGGGGCCUCGGCGCACGGAGGCCCGCACUCAUCGUUGGUUGCUAGUUGUUUCCAAUGCCAAGUCAUGCUACACCGUCCUUGCUCCCGCAACAUCGCCGUUUCCGAAACAUCUCUGGUAUCCGUGGUCAAGGCGGCCGUCGAGCUGAUAUCACUGGAUGCGAAAGCAGCCGAGUCCGGCGGUAUUGUCAUGGUAUUUGAGAUCGGCAACAGAAUUUUCCAAGCGGGCAUGCUCUUGCUCUACGCCCUUCGGAACCAUGCUACAACGUUACAGCGUGCGUCACUCGCAGACAUUGCCACAGCCUCAUUGAAAAGUCUCUCAGUACUUCUUAACAACCUCUCAAGCAGAUGGCCACCUCUAUCCGACACAGCAAGCUACAUCAACGAACUAAUCGAAACGAACCUCCGCAACCCGCUCGGCCACAACGGAAGCCACUACGACAUGCAAGUCCUCGAAGAACUCGACUGUCUAGUCACCCAGCGACGAAUCCACAGCAUCCGCCACCGAAACAUCCCCUUCCCGCCUCCAAAGAAACCCACGCCUUCUCCCUCGGAACCAGAAAACAUCACUUCCAAAACGCUAUCAGCUCUCUCCCAACCACCUGCGCCCACGCCUCCCGCACCGAAAACGUCAGUCUACUUCAACGAACCCUCCUCAUCUGCGUCUACACCCUCCUCGAACCCAGAGCAGGAGAUGUCUGGCGACAUCUGGGCUUCGCCAUCCGCCUCUUUCUCGACUUGUCGCAUCGGCCAUCGAUGGAGGAAGACGAGGACCAUGGUGUGUUUUGCAUGCUUACUAGGACUUUGUACACUCUCGAGAGCCAUGUUUCGAUUGCCUUUGGUCGACCAAGUCUACUCGUCAUCGGAGACGAUCUCCGUCGCGAGCUCGUAGAAAAGAGCGGCAACAGCCUCCAAGAUGAGAUCUCAAUCUCUUCAUACCAAGUAUCCCUCCUCAAAAUGCAGAUCCACAGCACAAUUUUGUCUCGCGAACGCAAGGCUUCAGUCAUCCACGAGACUCAACCCCUUCGAGAAAUGUGCGAAACCUACCGCCAAAGUCUUGACUCAUGGUUCGCGAGAUGGAGAGAAAUCGUAAGUCCAACUUCUUCGGCAUCUGCGACUCCAUCUUCAACACCACAGAGUCACGUUCUCCAAGAAACCCUGCUCUCAUGGGGCUCGCUGCACUACCACCACGGCAUGUCCCUCAUCACAACCCUCUGGCCAACACCGGGCGGAGAUCCAUCCACCAUUUGCGGCGGUGUGAGCAACGCGGGGUUACAACUCGUUCGUCACCAGCAGCUUUUUGCAAAUCUCAUCUGCGAGGGAGCACCAUCGGGUGAAGGAGACGUCGUAGUGUUCCCUUGCGAGUGGACCAUGGCUCAUCUGGUGCUCCAAGUUGGUCUCCGCGCUAUAGGAGAGAAAGACAAAUCGGUCGUCGGCGGGAAGAACGAGGACCCGUCACUGGCAC
Molecule: messenger RNA, 2232 nt
Organism: Colletotrichum scovillei
Lineage: Eukaryota; Fungi; Ascomycota; Sordariomycetes; Glomerellales; Glomerellaceae
Exons: 6
Coding region: 1-1659 (552 amino acids)
Biological process (GO): DNA-templated transcription; positive regulation of transcription by RNA polymerase II
Molecular function (GO): DNA-binding transcription factor activity, RNA polymerase II-specific; zinc ion binding; sequence-specific DNA binding
Source: RefSeq, a predicted model, not a curated record